Caenorhabditis briggsae is the source of this 8196-nucleotide messenger RNA. RefSeq names its product Protein CBR-FASN-1 (gene Cbr-fasn-1). NCBI's taxonomy places the organism in Eukaryota, Metazoa, Nematoda, Chromadorea, Rhabditida, Rhabditidae. The transcript has 14 exons. Gene Ontology annotation, molecular function: fatty acid synthase activity; phosphopantetheine binding; oxidoreductase activity. The coding region runs from base 1 to 8196 and encodes 2731 amino acids. The record is from RefSeq and is a predicted model, not a curated record. Gene Ontology annotation, biological process: fatty acid biosynthetic process.
AUGGAUAACACUGGUGAAGGAUCGUCCGAUUCUAGUGGAACUUGGGAACGUAUUUCUGAUAAUUCUCAGGUAAGCCUUCUUCCAGAAUUUCGUCUCUCUGUGUCUCCAAAUCUCUCGACAGUGCUCCUCCGCUCCGGACGGGGGCAUCAUCAUCUACGGUUCUCGUCCCUUCUUCUUUUUUAUCUUUUACCAUCUCUACCGCGCGCUCGCAUCCGCAUCGUCUUCGCUUCUCUUCUUCUUCUUUUCUUAAAUGUCUUCGUCCGGUCGGCCGACGCCUUCUUAUUCUUCUUCUCAUUCUUCGUUUACCUCUUCCCUUUGUCGUUUUUCCGAUCUUCGGACAACAUGGAAUCAACUAACUGGUGGCAGAAGCAGGACGAUAUCGUUAUCUCGGGAGUCUCGGGCCGAUUUCCAAGAUGCGAUAACGUAAAAGAGUUCGGAGAUUUGCUUCUUGCCGGAGAAGACUUGGUAACCGAAGACGAUCUCAGAUGGCCUCCAGGCUUCUAUGAUCUUCCAAAACGACACGGAAAACUGAAGGAAUUGAAGAAAUUUGAUGCGGGCUUCUUUUCAGUUACACCAAAACAAGCAAAUUUCAUGGAUCCACAAGUUCGGAUUCUACUUGAAGCUUCGUGGGAGGCAAUGGUUGAUGCGGGUAUGUUCCUCUCUAUCUCUCACUUUAUCCCACUCUUCGGGACGGAGACGGAAAUCGGAAAACUGUGUCUCUCUCCCGAUGUACCUGGCAGCAUAAAUCCCAUUGAUCUCCGCGGAUCAAAGACAGGAGUAUUCGUCGGAUGCUCAGCUUCAGAAACAUCCGGAGCGCUCACACAAGACCCCGAAUCGGUAACGGGCUACACGUUGACGGGUUGCGUGCGUUCCAUGUUCUCAAACCGAAUCUCAUACACAUUCGACUUGCAAGGACCAUCGUUCUCGGUGGACACCGCUUGCUCAUCUUCACUUUUGGCACUCCAACUUGCCAUCGACUCGAUCAGACAGGGUCAAUGCGACGCCGCUAUUGUCGCCGGAGCUCAUCUUACAUUGACUCCAACUGCAGCUCUCCAAUUCUUGAGAUUGGGCAUGCUCACGGAUAAGGGAAGCUGCCGUUCAUUCGAUGAUUCUGGAGACGGUUAUUGCCGUACUGAAGGAGUCGCCGCCAUCUUCAUUCAACGUAAAAAGAAGGCGCAAAGAAUUUAUGCAACUGUACUUCACGCGAAGUCUAACACUGAUGGAUACAAGGAGCAGGGCAUCACCUUCCCAUCAGGAGAAAGACAAGCGCAGUUGUUGCAAGAAGUGUAUUCUGAGGCUGGAGUUGAUCCAAACUCAGUUUACUACGUUGAAUCUCACGGAACCGGAACCAAGGUCGGAGAUCCACAGGAAGCCAAUGCCAUCUGCCAAGUUUUCUGCUCCAGCCGUUCCGAUUCUCUGUUGAUUGGAUCAGUUAAAUCCAACAUGGGACACGCUGAACCAGCAUCUGGAGUCAUGUCUCUCACCAAGAUUCUCCUCUCCAUUGAGCGUCAAAUGAUUCCACCAAAUUUGCACUACAACACUCCAAAUCAGUACAUUCCGGGACUUGUCGACGGGCGUUUGAAGGUUGUCACGGAACCAACACCUCUUCCAGGAGGUAUCAUUGGUGUUAACUCUUUCGGAUUCGGAGGAUCCAACACCCACGUCAUCUUGAAGGCUGCUGACCAUGUUGCUCCAGCCAUCACUCAACAUCCAUUCACAAAGAUCGUGACAUACUGUGGAAGAACUCAAGAGUCGGUUGAGAAGAUCUUCGGAGAAAUCGAAGCUAACAAGGAUGAUCUCUAUCUUCAAUCCUUGUUGGCCAACCAAGCCAAUAUGCCAGCCAACCUUCUUCCAUUCCGUGGAUUCAUGCUUUUGGAUAGAGAGAACAACCAGGCUGCAUUGAAGAACAUCACCAAGGUUCCAAUCACCGAGCCACGUCCAAUCUAUUUCAUCUACUCUGGAAUGGGAUCUCAAUGGCCAGGAAUGGCUAUCGAGCUCAUGAAGAUUCCAAUGUAUGAUGAAUCUCUUCGCGCUUCCAGCAAGACCCUUGAGGAGUUCGGACUCGAUGUCUACGGAAUGCUUUGCAAUCCAGAUCCAGAGCAAUAUUCGAACAACACUAUGAAUUGCAUGCUCGCCAUCACUGCUAUCCAAAUUGCAUUGACUGAUACGCUUACUGCUCUCGGAGUCUCUCCAGAUGGAAUCAUCGGACACUCGACCGGAGAAAUGGGAUGCGGAUAUGCUGAUGGAGGAAUCACUCGUGAACAAACCAUGAGAUUGGCUUAUCAUCGUGGUACAACCAUCAUGAAGCACACCGAGAUCAAGGGAGCUAUGGCUGCUGUCGGUCUCACUUGGGAGGAAGUGAAGGCUCAGGCUCCACCAGGAGUCGUUGCUGCUUGCCACAACGGAGCUGACUCUGUAACCAUCUCUGGAGAUGCUGAAGGAGUUGCUUCGUUCUGUGCUCAACUCAAGGAGAAGGAGAUCUUCGCCAAGGUUGUCGACACUUCCGGAAUUCCUUUCCACUCUCCAGCCAUGCUUGCUGUCAAGGAUGAGAUGAUUGAGUCUAUGAGAACCGCCGUUCCAGAACCAAAGCCAAGAUCUUCCAAGUGGAUCUCUACUUCCAUUCCAGAAGAAGACUGGGAAUCUGAUUUGGCUGCUACUUGUUCUGCUGAGUACCACGUUCACAACGCCUGCUCUCCAGUCUUGUUCUACGAGGCUCUUCAGAAGAUCCCAGCCAACGCCGUCACUAUCGAAAUGGCUCCACACUCGUUGAUGCAAGCCAUUCUUCGCCGUUCUCUUCAGAAGACCGUCACCAAUGUCGGACUCAUGAACAAGCCAAAGUCCGAAAACGACAAUGAACUUGAAGGAUUCUUGGGAUCCCUUGGAAAGAUCUACCAAGCUGGUGUCAACAUUCAAAUUUCGGAGCUCUACCCAGGAGGUCAAUACAAGGGAGUUGUUCCAAAGGGAACUCCAAUGAUUGGUCCAAUGUGGCAAUGGGAUCAUUCUCAAGACUGGCAAACCAUUGAUGGACGUCAUAUGGUUGCUGGUGGAGGUGGUUCUAUUCCAGCAUCAGCCACCUACAACAUCGAUCCAUUCGCUGCUGAUUCAAAGGAGGCUUACCUUCUUGACCAUGUCAUCGAUGGACGUGUUCUUUAUCCAUUCACUGGACACAUGGUUCUCGCCUGGAAAACUUUGUGCAAGCUGAAGAGUUUGGACUUCCAAAAGACUCCAGUUGUCUUUGAGAACAUCAAUGUCUACUCCGCUACGAUUGUCACCAAGCCAAUCAAAUUGGAUGUUGUCCUGACGCCAGGAAACGGAUACUUCGAGAUCAUUUCCGAUGAGCAAGUUGCUGCUUCCGGAAGAAUCUACGUUCCAGAAGACAACCAACCAUUCUACUAUGGAAAGUUGGAGGACAUUCGCACUUCUGAGAUUGCUGACCGUAUCGAACUGGACACUGAGGAUGCCUACAAGGAGUUCCUUCUCAGAGGGUACGAGUACGGACAGGCUUUCCGUGGAAUCUACAAGACUUGCAACUCUGGAGAACGUGGAUAUUUGUAUUGGACCGGAAACUGGGUCACCUUCUUGGACUCCCUCCUCCAAACCGCUCUUCUUGCUGAAAGAUCUGACACUCUUCGUCUCCCAACUCGUGUCCGUCAUCUCCGUAUCGAUCCAAACAAGCAUUUGGAGCAUGUUGUUGAGAGAGAUGGAAUUCAAGUCGUCGAAUUGAGAAACGACCAUUCCACCAAUGGAUGUAUUGCUGGAGGAGUUGAGUGCUGUGAUCUUAAUGCACAUUCCGUUGCCAGAAGAAUUCAAGUUUCUGGACAACUCUACCACGAGAAGGUGUUCUUCGUUCCACACUUCGAUACCAACUGUCUCAAACAGCAUAAUGAGACGGCUGCUACUCUCAAGGACUACACUUCCGUCAUCAAACAAACCCUUUUCAAUGGAUUCUCCGCUUGGAAGAGUGCUGGACUUUUGAAGAAGUUGAAGAAUGGAGCAUUGAUCGAGAAGGCUCUCCCAGCUCUCAAGUCAUCGCUUUCUGAUGUCGUGUUGGAUGAUACGGUUACCCGAUUCAUGCAUGAUGGAAAGUGCACUGUCCUUCCACACUUCACCGAGAUGUUCAAGAUUCAAGACUCUGAAGAUUUCGAGGAUCAAGUCAUCGGAAAACUGAAGAGUGUCCGUGGAAUCUUUGAGUUGGAUCGUCUCUGGGCUGGAGCUGUUCUCAAUGAUCGUAUCGUCAAGAGUCUUCAAGACAUUUGCAUCGAAAAUUCUGCUGGACAUCAUGCCAAGAUGGCUGCCGUUGACUUGGUUUCCACCGAUCAAAUCCGUCAUUGCAUCGAAGCCAACUCAUCUCAUCCACUUUUGGAAGUUGACUACACGUGCGUCGGAGCUACUGUUGAUCAUUUGGAUGAGAGCACUCUCGAGAUCGUUGGAGCAAAGAAGCAGAAGAUCGUUCUGGAUGAAGCUUUCACUGGACACGGAGAACUCAAGAAUAUGGACUACGUUCUUUUGGACAAGGUCCUCAACAAGAAGGCCGAUCCAAUCGCUUUUAUCGAAGCAUGCAAGAAUUUGAUCCGUGACGAUGGAUUCCUCUUGGUUGUUGAAGUCACUGCUCAGUACGAAAUCGCUCUUGCCAUCGAAGCUCUUCUCGGAACCGAUUUGGCUGGAGACGCGAAUCGUCAAUACGGUCAAUUCUUCACUCACGAGCAACUUCUCAAGAUGUUCGAGACCACUGGAUUCAAGAUCUGCAACUACCAAUCCGAUCCAGCUCUCAUGACAACCACAUAUGCUGUCCGUCGCAUUGCUUCAGUUCCACGUGAUCCAGCAUUCAUCGAUGUCGAUGACAUUAAGGAGUUCUCUUGGAUCGAGCCACUCCAGAAGACCGUCGAAGAGAGAUUGAACGAGCCUGAUGCCAAGACCAUCUGGCUUGUCAGUAACAAGUGUCGCAACAAUGGAAUCGUCGGACUUGCUCUUUGCUUCGUCGAAGAGAAUCUGAAGUCAAACAGAUUCCGUUCCGCUUUUGACAUGUCUGCUACCAAGGCUAUCCGUGAUGGACCACCAGUCUGGAACAUCGGAGACGAGGAGACCAAGAAGAUUAUUGAUCUGGAUAUGCAUGCUAACGACUAUAUGGAUGGACAAUGGGGAUCAAUGCGUCACAUCGUUGUCAAGGAUGAGGAUGCUCACGUCUACAAGGACUGCGAGCAUGCUUUCAUCAACACCCUCACCCGUGGAGAUGUCUCUUCCCUCACCUGGUUCGAGUCUCCAAACCAAUACUUCGACUCGAUGGCCAAGACCAAGUCAUCUCAAGAGCUGUGCUCUGUCUACUAUGCUCCAAUCAACUUCCGUGACAUCAUGUUGGCCUACGGACGUCUUCCACCAGAUGCCAUCCCAGGAAACUUUGCUGAUCGUGAAUGCCUCCUCGGAAUGGAGUUCUCUGGACGUCUCAAGGAUGGAACUCGUCUGAUGGGAAUUCUUCCAGCUCAGGCUCUUGCCACAACUGUCAUGGUUGACAGAGACUACGCUUGGGAGGUUCCAAGUGACUGGACUCUUGCUGAAGCUUCAACUGUUCCAGUUGUUUACACUACUGCUUACUAUGCUUUGGUUAGACGUGGAAUGAUGAAGAAGGGAGACAAAGUUCUUAUCCACGGAGGUGCUGGAGGAGUCGGACAAGCUGCUAUUGCUAUCGCUUUGGCUGCUGGAUGUGAAGUCUUCACUACUGUCGGAUCCACCGAGAAGAGAGAGUUCUUGAAGAAGCUGUUCCCACAACUCAAGGAGCAUCAUUUCGCCAACUCUCGUUCCGCUGACUUCGAACUCCACAUCCGUCAACACACCAAGGGACGUGGAGUUAACAUCGUUCUCAACUCUCUUGCCAACGAAAUGCUCCAAGCUUCUCUCAGAUGUUUGGCACGCCACGGACGCUUCCUUGAAAUCGGAAAGGUCGACUUGUCCCAGAACUCGUCCCUCGGAAUGGCUAAGCUCCUUGACAACGUCUCUGUCCACGGAAUCCUUCUCGAUUCGAUCAUGGACCCAACUGUUGGAGAUUUGGAAGAAUGGAAGGAGAUCGCUAGACUUUUGGAGCAAGGAAUCAAGAGCGGAGUUGUCAAGCCACUCCAUUCUCAUUCCUUCCCAGCUGACAAGGCUGAGGAGGCUUUCCGUUUCAUGUCUGCCGGAAAGCACAUCGGAAAGGUCAUCAUGGAGAUUCGACAAGAAGAGACUACAAAGGUCUGCCCACCAUCAAGAAUCUCCGUUCGUGCCAUCUGCCGUACACUCUGCCAUCCACAACACACCUACCUGAUCACCGGAGGACUCGGAGGAUUCGGACUCGAGUUGGCUCAAUGGCUUAUCAACCGUGGAGCUCGCAAGCUUGUGCUCACUUCAAGAACAGGAAUCCGUACUGGAUACCAAGCGAGAUGUGUUCACUUCUGGAGACGAACUGGAGUUUCCAUUCUUGUAUCGACUUUGAACAUUGCCAAGAAGUCGGAUGCUGUUGAGCUUGUCAAGCAAUGUACCGCAAUGGGACCAGUGGGAGGAGUCUUCCAUUUGGCUAUGGUUCUCCGUGAUUGUUUGUUCGAGAACCAGAACAUUCAAAACUUCAAGGAUGCUGCCGAAGCCAAGUACUACGGAACCAUCAACUUGGAUUAUGCCACUCGUGAAGACACUGUCAAGGAGCAUCUCAAGUGGUUUGUCGUUUUCUCUUCCAUCACUUCUGGCCGUGGAAAUGCUGGUCAGACCAACUACGGAUGGUCCAACUCUUGCAUGGAGAGAAUGAUUGACCAACGUCGUGCUGAUGGAUUUCCAGGAAUCGCCAUUCAAUGGGGAGCCAUUGGAGACGUCGGAGUCAUUCUGGAGAACAUGGGAGACAACAACACCGUCGUCGGAGGAACUCUUCCACAAAGAAUGCCAUCUUGCUUGUCUUCCCUUGAUAACUUCUUGUCCUGGAACCAUCCAAUCGUGUCUUCCUACAUCAAGGCUGAUAUGGGAGCCAAGAAGAGUGCUGGUGGCGGAAACUUGAUGCAAACCAUCGCUCACAUUCUCGGAGUCAACGACAUCUCUCAAUUGAAUCCUGAUGCCAAUCUCGGAGAUUUGGGACUCGAUUCUUUGAUGGGAGUGGAGAUCAAGCAGGCUCUCGAGAGAGACUACGACAUUGUUCUUUCCAUGAAGGACAUCCGUACUCUUACCCUCAACAAGCUUCAACAACUCGCUGAGCAAGGAGGAACUGGUGGAACUGCUCUCCAAGUCAACGAAUUGGAGAUGAAGAAGGACGGAGAACGUGAUGCUGAGUUGAACACUGUCGAGAUGCUCGAGAAGCAAAUGAACCAACUGUUCAAGAUGAGAGUCGACGUUAAUGACUUGGACCCACAAGAUGUUAUCGUCAAGGCUAACAAGGCUGAAGAAGGACCAAUCACUUUCUUCGUCCACUCGAUCGAAGGAAUUGCUACUCCAUUGAAAAAGGUCAUGUCCAAGUGCGAGUUCCCAGUUUACUGCUUCCAAGCCACCAAGAACGUUCCUCAAACUUCCAUUGAGGAUGUUGCCAAGUACUACAUCCGUGAAAUGAAGAAGGUUCAGCCAACCGGACCAUACAGACUCGUCGGAUACUCCUACGGAGCCUGCAUUGGAUUCGAGAUGGCUUGCAUGCUUCAACAAUCUGACGGACAAGACGCUGUUGAGAAGUUGGUCCUUCUCGACGGAUCCCAUCUUUACAUGCAGACCUACCGUAACGUCUACCGUAUGGCCUUCGGAGUUACUGGAGACACCCUUGUCAACAAUCCACUCUUCGAAUCUGAGAUCAUGUGUGCCAUGACUCUCCGUUUCGCCAAUGUGGACUACAAGAAGUUCCGUGUUGAGCUUCUUCAACAACCAGGAUUCAAGGCUCGUGUGCAAAAGGUCGUGGACACUGUCAUGACAACUGGACUCUUCAAGUCCCCAGAGACUGUUGCAUUCGCUUGCAUGGCAAUGCACUCCAAGUUCCUCAUGGCUGACAAGUACAAGCCAGAGAGAAAGUUCCGAGGACACAUCACACUGAUCAGAGCUGAGCAAGGAGCCGCCCGUGAGGAGGACGUUGGAAGAGAUUAUGGAAUCAGCCAGGUUUCGGAUGAUUCUGAUGUUCAUGUCGUCGAAGGAGAUCACGAUACUUUCGUUCAAGGAAAGUCAUCUGCCAAGACUGUCAGCAUCAUCAACUCCCUCAUCUUGAACAACUAA